Molecule: messenger RNA, 1108 nt
Organism: Thamnophis elegans (Western terrestrial garter snake)
Lineage: Eukaryota; Metazoa; Chordata; Lepidosauria; Squamata; Natricidae
Gene: GPC2
Product: glypican 2
Biological process (GO): cell migration; regulation of signal transduction; smoothened signaling pathway
Cellular component (GO): synapse; extracellular region; cell surface
Source: RefSeq, a predicted model, not a curated record
GUGCUCCGUUCUUUGGGUCCUUCUCGGAGACCGACCCGGCCGAGGGGCGCGAGCGGUGCUGGGCGUGAAGGAAGGGCUCCUCCCGCCUCGCCCUUCGCGCCUCUCCCUUGGCGGGAUGGGGCCGCCGCUACCGCUCCUCUGGGCGCUGAGCGGGCUUCUUUGUGCCGCCGCCGCUGCCGGAGAAGCUCGCGGGGCGCGGAGCUGCGCGGAGACCCGGCAGGCGCUGGCGAGCCGCGGCUUCUCUCUCGCCUCGGUCCCGCCCACCCUCAUCUCGGGAGAGCACCUCCGAAUCUGUCCCCAGGACUACACGUGCUGCGCCAGCGAGACGGAGGAACGGCUGAGCGAGCAAGGGCAGACGGAGCUCCGGGCGCUCUUGGGGGGACGGGCCCUCCUGGUCAGCACCUUGAGCUCUCGCCAGCAUCGCUUUCAGGACUUUUUCCAGGAGCUUCUUGCUGGAGCUGAGCGGUCCCUGCAGGGCCAUGUUUGCCCGUUCCUACGGGCGCCUUAUUUGCAGCACGCCCGCCUCUUCCAGGGACUUGUGGAGUUGCAACGUCAGCUGAAGGGGUCUCGGCCCAGCCUAGACGAGGGCCUGAGUGACUGGUCUCAGCUUCUGGAGCGGAUGCUGACUCUGCUUAACCCCCAGUAUAGCUUCCCAGAAGGGUACCUGGAGUGUGUGGGGCGCCAGGUGGAAAGCCUCCAUGCCUUUGGAGACAGCCCCAACCAGCUCCGGGUCCAGGUAUCUCGGGCUUUCCUUGCUGCUGGGGUCCUUGUCAGGGCCUGGGCACAGGGGGACAUCGUUGCUCAGGCGGUGAAGCUGUCUCCCACUGGAGAGUGUCUACGGGCACACAUGCGCCUCUCCUUCUGCCUGUGCCGUGGACUUCCAGCCCUCAAACCUUGCCACGGAUUCUGCCUCAACGUCAUGAAAGGCUGCCUGGCGAGCAUCACAGAGAUGGACGCCGAGUGGGGGCGCUUCCUGGAUGCACUGACCCAACUGGCAGAACAACUCACCGGACCCUUCAAUUUUGAGUUGGCGGUGAUUCCAUUGCGUGAAAUUUCAGAGGCCAUAAUGUACCUGCAGGAACGCAAUAUACAGACAUCGCUAAGGUAG